This is a messenger RNA of Capsaspora owczarzaki ATCC 30864, 1227 nucleotides long. Its product is annotated as extracellular signal-regulated protein kinase. The record is from RefSeq and is a predicted model, not a curated record. The transcript has 12 exons. Gene Ontology annotation, biological process: intracellular signal transduction; protein phosphorylation. NCBI's taxonomy places the organism in Eukaryota, Filasterea, Ministeriida, Capsasporidae. Gene Ontology annotation, molecular function: MAP kinase activity; ATP binding. Gene Ontology annotation, cellular component: nucleus; cytoplasm. The coding region runs from base 1 to 1227 and encodes 408 amino acids.
AUGGUUUGCGGCACGCGGUUUGACUGCCCUGCCAAGUACUCGCUGAUCAAACCCAUCGGGGGUGCCUACGGAGUCGUCUGCUCGGCGCAGAACAACCUGCUUGGACGCCGUGUCGCCAUCAAGAAAAUUAUCAAGGCAUUCGAACACCUCACCGAUUCAAAGCGAACCCUCCGCGAGAUCAAGCUCCUGAGGCACUUCCAUCACGAGAAUGUCCUCUCCAUUGAAGAUAUGCUCCAACCGACCUCCUAUGAGCAGUUUGACGAUGUCUACCUGGUCUCGGAGCUGUUGGACACAGACCUCCACCAGAUUAUUGGCUCUCCUCAACAGCUGACAGACGACCACUGCCAGUACUUUCUCUAUCAAAUUCUCCGAGGCUUGAAGUAUAUUCAUUCGGCAGGAGUGCUCCAUCGCGACUUGAAGCCGAGCAAUUUGCUGUUGAAUGGCAACUGCGAUUUGAAGAUUUGCGAUUUUGGUCUCGCUCGCGUUGCACAAGCUGGCGACGCAUCUGCAGCUGGGUUUAUGACAGAGUAUGUCGCCACUCGGUGGUACCGAGCCCCUGAGAUUAUGCUCUCCUGGCGCGAGUACACCAAAGCUAUUGAUAUGUGGUCUGUCGGCUGUAUUUUCGCUGAACUGCUUGGACGUCGACCCUUGUUUCCCGGCAAAGACUUUUUGCAUCAAUUGAGCUUGAUCACCGACGUGCUCGGUUCGCCUUCCAACGACGACAUUGCUGGCAUCAGCAACGACAAGGCACGUCGAUUUGUGCGGCAAUUGCCCGCCAAGCCAAGAAUUCCAUUCCAAACCAUCUACCCGAAUGCCAAUCCAAUCGCGCUCGAUCUCUUGCAGCGAUUUUUAAUGUUCAAUCCGGACAAUCGUAUUUCUGUUGAAGAAGCUCUUGCUCAUCCCUAUCUUGCACCGCUGCAUGACCCAGCCGAUGAGCCGACUUGCCAUUCCACGUUUAAUUUUGAUUUCGAAAAUCGGCCGCUCACGAAGGAAAUCAUCAAAGAACUCACCUUCCAAGAAAUGCUGGCCUUCCAUCCCCCAGUGGCCGGAGAUGAGCAUGCGCUCUUCCUGCACAGCCAACUCCAAAUACUGCAACAGCAGCAAGUCCUGCGGGCACAACAACUUAUCCUCUACGAGCAAGCCGUCAUCCCACCCGAAGGAGGCGGCGAACUGCCCUUUGAUGCCGUGCUCAGUGAUGACAUGAUUGCGCCUUACGCUCAAGGAUGA